This is a messenger RNA of Penicillium subrubescens, 1518 nucleotides long. RefSeq names its product histone methyltransferase DOT1 (gene dot1). Gene Ontology annotation, cellular component: nucleosome; nucleus. The coding region runs from base 1 to 1518 and encodes 505 amino acids. Gene Ontology annotation, molecular function: histone binding; histone H3K79 methyltransferase activity. The record is from RefSeq and is a predicted model, not a curated record. Lineage: Eukaryota; Fungi; Ascomycota; Eurotiomycetes; Eurotiales; Aspergillaceae. The transcript has 2 exons. Gene Ontology annotation, biological process: subtelomeric heterochromatin formation; regulation of transcription regulatory region DNA binding; DNA repair.
AUGGGCUUUUUCGACCACCUCCAGAAAGGAGGGGCUUUUUCGCUACAGGCGAAGAAAACACAAGUUCGCAAAGUCGUUCAAACAAAACCGGCUGCCCCUACAAGGCCAACCGCACAAACUCCCGAUUCUCGGUCCCCUCGAGUCCCGUCCUCGUCAGAACGGAGCCGCAAGGCGCACGCGCUCACAGCCCGAUCGGUUUCGAGUGACGCAGACGCCCGCCCCUCCAAGCGACUGACGACCCCCAGCCGCCCACGCAAACGACCGACCCCGGAGACGCGCCUCUCGAGUGACGAUGACGACGAUGUUGGUGACAGCGAUACUUCCUUUGAAGUGCGCAAGCGUGCGCGAACAAGCGCCAGUACGGAGCCUGACCCGGAGCGGCGCAUUCGAUCCGUGAAGGCUUUCUCGGAGGAAGGAAGUCGGCCGUUCAAGAUGGUACAUGCUGCCGAUAUUACAUCAGGCCAGAAGGCAGGAAAAUUUAAGCCGGCCUUUGGCGCCGCGAGCAAGCCCAAGGAAAUUCUUCUACAGUACCCCAGUGCUUGCCAAAAAGAAAGAUUCGACUCCAUGGUACCCAAAGACAACGAUGAAUUCCGGCCUAUCGACGAUAUUGUCCAGGUGAUCGAGACCGUCGCCGAUAAUUACAUCCCGACCGAAGAGGCAGAAGAAUUCAAUGACGAGACAACUGGCAUCAGGCGGAGACUGCGCAGGGCGUUAGCAGUGACAUCGGACGCGCAAUUCCGUGAGGCUGUGGAUGAUUAUAAUAAGGCGGUUGAGCGGUUGAGGCUUAGCGGCAGCUUGGCGAAGACUCUGGAUGAAACUCAGCGCAUCAACCUACCAUGGGUUGAGCGUAUUCUCAACCAAACCUAUGCCCGUACGGUAUCCCCUCGAGUCGAGUCUCUGCGGCAGUAUGAGAACGGCACAGACAACGUUUAUGGCGAACUUCUCCCUCGAUUCAUCAGCAACAUCUUCAAGGAGACGAAGUUGAAGUCGGGCCAAGUGUUUGUCGACCUUGGCUCCGGUGUGGGCAACGUUGUCCUGCAAGCCGCGCUCGAAAUCGGUUGUGAGAGUUGGGGUUGUGAGAUGAUGGCCAAUGCUUGUGAUUUGGCAGAGUUGCAACAGGCCGAGUUCAAAGCCCGUUGCCGACUUUGGGGAAUCGCGCCAGGCAAGACACAUCUUGUCCGUGGUGAUUUCCUCGAGCAGGAUAGCAUCAUCAAUGUCUUGAAGCGGGCCGACGUGGUCCUCAUCAACAAUCAGGCAUUCACGCCGCAGCUCAACAAUGAGCUGAUCAAUCAUUUCCUCGAUAUGAAGGAGGGAUGCAAGAUUGUUUCAUUAAAGUCUUUUGUCCCUGCCGGCCACAAGAUUCAAUCUCGCAAUCUCAACUCUCCUAUAAACCUCCUGAAAGUCCAGCAAAAAAACUACUGGUCUAACAGUGUCAGCUGGACCGACGUGGGUGGCACAUACUUUAUUGCCACUAAAGAUAGUUCGCGCUUGAAGGCUUUCAUGGACGACUCUUUUUGA